AUGUUAAAAGACCUGUGCUCAGGGGCCUUCUUACGGGCUGUCCUGGCUGAGUUUUUAGGCACAUUCAUAUUUGUACUCUUCGGUCUUGGUAGUGCACUAGCAUGGCCAUCUGCACUUCCAACUAUCCUACAAAUCUCCCUAGCCUUUGGUUUAGCUAUAGGAACCCUUGUGCAGGUAAUAGGUCAUGUUAGUGGGGCUCACCUGAAUCCUGCAGUGACGCUGGCGUUCCUGGUGGGAUCACAGAUCUCCCUUAUAAAAUCCAUAUUCUACAUCUUGGCACAGAUGAUAGGAGCUGUGGCUGGAGCUGGCUUACUCUAUGAGUUAACCCCAUCUGAAGUGCGAGGGAAUCUUGCCAUCAACUCGAUCAAUGAGGAUACCAGUCCUGGACAGGCUGUAGCCGUGGAGCUGUUCAUCACCAUGCAGCUUGUCUUGUGUGUGUUGGGUACAACAGACAGUCGAAGAACAGACAACAUCGGAACACCAGCUUUAUCCAUUGGUCUUUCAGUUACUUUAGGACAUCUACUUGGGAUCUAUUUCACUGGCUGCUCUAUGAAUCCAGCCAGGUCUUUUGGUCCCGCCGUGAUCAUGGGAUUGUACAGCUAUCACUGGGUCUUCUGGGUAGGUCCCAUGUGUGGUGCAAUCUUUGGGUCUUUGAUCUACAAUUACUUACUGGUCCCACCAUUGAAGAGUCCUUUGGACAGAUUGUCCAUCCUGCAAGGAAGCUUUGAUCCAGAACAUGAACGGGAGCGAGAGGAGCACCGCAAACAGUCUGUGGAACUAAAUUCUUUUCACAAGAGCAUGGAAAAAGUAUAGGAUCAGAAAAGAAGAAGAAAGUGUCAUUUUAAUGAAUACAAUGGACAAAGUGUUAAAGUGAAUCCUUUGGAUACCUUUAGUGUAUGCCGCCAUUUUGUGAGUUGAAGAGACGUUUUACAAAAUUUUCAGCAAAAAUCUUUUGCAGUUUAGUACUAUGUGUAACCCAUACAUGAUAUUAUUUCUAUUUUGAUACUACAUACACCAAAGGAAUAGUAAUGAUAAUGUGAAGAUGUGUGGAAAAUGUAAUAUAUUUGUAAACUGAGAGUGAGUAUUUUCAUAAUGUAUAAAUGCAGUGAUGUAAAUUUUGUAUAUUUGGGUUUUUAUUAUUGAACUGCUGUUUUGUGACUAAAUAAGUUAUAAGGAAGCUUUUUUCGCAUGAGCUUGAUCAGACUCCACCAUGAAGGUAUAAAUAAAUGUAUUAUCAUCUUUAUCUUUUUAUAGCUAAGGUAAGUAGAUUUCAGAAAAUUUAGAUGUCCAACAAUAAUAAAAUGAAAUGUUAAAGGGGCAUUCCAGGAAAAAACCUGCUGAGUUCCCAGAAACCU
This is a messenger RNA of Hyla sarda, 1355 nucleotides long. RefSeq names its product aquaporin-5-like. Gene Ontology annotation, biological process: transmembrane transport. Gene Ontology annotation, cellular component: apical plasma membrane; plasma membrane. The transcript is spliced from 4 exons. The record is from RefSeq and is a predicted model, not a curated record. Bases 1 to 813 code for a protein of 270 amino acids. Gene Ontology annotation, molecular function: water channel activity. Lineage: Eukaryota; Metazoa; Chordata; Amphibia; Anura; Hylidae.